AUGUCUGAGGACGCUCCCAAACCUCUGAAAGAGUUGCCCUUCCCGCCUUUGACGGCGUCACAUAUCCUCAAUUGCUCUUUCCAUUCGUGGCAACCACGUUUCCGAUCUCUCACGCCCAAGGCUAGACUGGUCCUUCUCUCGCAACCGUUCUUAGAGUAUCUCCGUGCUGACGGAAUUGUCUUGCCUCCCGAAAACAGCCCCAACGACGAAGACAGUGGCUUCGAGGAUGAGGAGGAAGAAGACCCCUCUGAGCCUUGGACUGAUGUCCAUGAACGAAUCCGCUCGACCAUUAAUGAACUCGGCGGCAAAGUCAUUCCCAAGUUGAAUUGGUCUGCUCCGAAAGAUGCUACUUGGAUUGCAACAACAAACGAUAUGGAAUGCCGAACACCCAACGACAUCUACCUUCUUCUAAAGUCGAGCGAUUUCAUAACCCACGAUCUCGAACAUACAUUCGACGGUUGUGUUGAUCAAGCGGAAGUUCCUUACCACCUGGCACUUCGAAAAUCAUUCAAUUUCAACCCAUCCUUGGAAUUCCGUUGCUUUGUGCGGAACAGGAAACUCAUCGCAAUCAGCCAACGGGAGAUGAACUAUUUCGAAUUUCUGUUUGAGCUGAGAAAAUCAUUCAAAGCAAAAAUUCAAGAUUUUUUGAAGCUUCUGUCUUCUUUCCCCGACGACAACUUUGUCUUCGAUGUUUACAUCCCUCCUCCGCAUGAGCGAGUUUGGCUGAUAGACAUCAACCCGUGGGCUCCAAGAACAGACCCCUUAUUGUUCUCUUGGCUCGAAUUGUUGCAGAUCCCAGAGCCAGAAGAGGACACCAUUGUCGACCCUGAGUUCCGAUUGGUGCAACGUGAUGACCCCGAAGCAUAUCAGUUUGCGGCGACGAAGUACAGUGCCCAUAAACUACCUAAGGAGGUUGUCGAUGCGAGUAUGGCGCCCGGCGACAUGAAGAACAUGAUGGAAGAAUGGAGAAAGGUGAUAGACAAACAAAUUGAAGAAGAUUCAGAUGAUGGAGACCCAUGA
This is a messenger RNA of Rhinocladiella mackenziei CBS 650.93, 1020 nucleotides long. RefSeq lists its product as uncharacterized. NCBI's taxonomy places the organism in Eukaryota, Fungi, Ascomycota, Eurotiomycetes, Chaetothyriales, Herpotrichiellaceae. Gene Ontology annotation, cellular component: cytoplasm. The record is from RefSeq and is a predicted model, not a curated record. Bases 1 to 1020 code for a protein of 339 amino acids. The transcript has a single exon.